CCUCCCUCCCGACAUGACACAACUGCCUAGAGAUGUAUCGCCCAAAAAACACGGCUGAGCGACGUCAGUCAGUGUCGGGCGGCGACAGGCUUGACGACGACUGGGCUGCGCCGCUGAGGUUGUGCAUCACCUUGCUGGUGCGACGCAGUCCCGACUGUUGCCGACCUGCAGAUGAAGGGAACAAAGGGACGAGGGAGGGACACAGACAAGCAAUGUCGAGACACGGUGAUUGCUGCAUGUCUCCUGCUCACCUUCACUGCUGGCAGUGCUGAGGCUGCUGCGGGUGCUGCUGAAGGUAAGGCCUGACACACACAUUCAGAAGACACACACGGAAAGGACAUGCGCACGUGAGCCACUCAUUCAGCAGCCAACCAGUCAACGUCUCUCUCUCUUGGCAUUCAAAGCUCAUUCACUCUGCAUGGUUGGGCUUCGGUUCAGGCCUUCCGACACGACGGGCUCGUUGUCGUGCUCCAUACCCAUCAUAGAAAAGCUUGACGGUCCGUCCCGGUCGGCGACUGCCCCGAAGCCUGCACCAAAGGGAUACACGUGCAUGUCGACUGCUCACAGCUUACUCAUUUCGCACUCACCAGACGCCACAAUGGGCUCUUGCUGCUGCACCAGAAGCGGACUGUCAUCUGCACAGAUCCAUCCGCAGGAGAAGCGUAUCUAAUGUGAGGACAGUGCCCGUGUCUCAUAGCCUACCGCUGCCGCCAUGAACCUCGCUCUGAAUCUCGCUCGAACCACCGCCAGCAGCUUCACCAGCAGCAGCUUCAGCAGCAGCUUCAGCAGCAGCAGCUUUCUCAGCAGCAGCAACGCCAGCAUUCACUGCCGACAGCACCUGUGAGACACACGGUAUCCAUCUCAUUAGCCAUGACGGAUGUGAUGACUGUGGAAGGGCACCUUUGCCAGCAGGGACCCCAUUGCUGUUUUAUCUUUAGCAGCAGCUUUGAAAAAGCGCGGCAGCAUGUUCCUGGGCACGCCAUUCCCCUUCCACCCAUCGGGGUUCACCCAACCAGAACUCUGACCACUUGAUGACGAGGGCGGCGUCCAGAAACACGACACUGCACAGAAAUGAGAGCAUCCUUGCGGCAAGUGACGAUGGACCUUUUGGUGUCUCGUCUUACAGGCCACUCCAGCCAGUUUGUCGAUGGCGUUGUGGACCGCCCUCGACCUGGACUUGUACCGGCGAGCUGAUGGGUGUUGAGACAAACACAGCAAUCAAUCCAUCAGACAUGCCAGCUGUCUGCCUUUGUCUGUGUGUGUCUCUCGCUCACCCUUCCGUCUCAGGUACACUAUGAAACGCUGUAGACAAAGAGACAGACAGACAGACAGACAGACGAGUGUGUGUUUGGGUGUUUGCCUGUGUGUGUCUCACCACUUGCUCCUUGAGGUACUCCUUGUCCUUUUGAAGUUUGGCCACCUCGGCCUUCUCGGCUUGCUGCACGUGACGCGAUGCACAAACAGACCGUAUGUAACACUUUCGCCGCCCACAAAGCCCCCGAGCUGUGCGUAUGUACCAAUUCUUGUUCUGUGCCGCUAUCCGCCGUUCCCUGGAGGGUCUCGUGCCCCGUGGAGUUGGCUGCAUUUCGCAGAUGGACAGGCACGCACACAAGACAGACAGACAGAGAAAUGCAGCGCACCCAUCAGCCACUCAUUAAUUGUGGCGUACGGUCGGUCGUCCCAACAUCCUCUCGGCUCUCAACCGGGUCGGCCUCGGGCAGCUCGUCAGCUGAAGCAAGGACCAGACAGAAAGACACCGUGGGAGACCCUUCUUGCCUCUUCCGUUCACUCACGUGCGUCCUUACCCCGGCCCUCUCGCGUCUUCGGCUGUCCAUCUGAAAGGCAGGCACAGCGGCACCCACAGCCAAUCAAGCGACCACCGGUGAGUGCUGUGCCCCCUCCCCACCUCUGGUGCCAUUUCGCUCACCAGUGGUGCUUCUCGGACGCGGACUCACCACAUCAGUUUCUGGAAUCCAGGCUUCCACAAAAAGCUGGAUUCCAGCCCAGCACGCGAACGCGACGGAGGGGAAGCAGAGAAUCACUUGGGCGGCGACAAUUGCCUCAGCAACCGGCAUUUUGGAUUUG
This is a messenger RNA of Vitrella brassicaformis, 2085 nucleotides long. The record is from the annotation of a GenBank genome assembly. NCBI's taxonomy places the organism in Eukaryota, Vitrellaceae.